AGUGUGUGAAGUAAAGGGAUUAAAGGCUAGUCUCAGGCUGGGGAUGGCUCCUGUCUAUUUCUUCUCUCUCAGACACUGCAGAUGGCUUUUCCCUGCCGCAGGUCCCUGACUGCCAAGACUCUGGCCUGCCUCCUGGUGGGCGUGAGUUUCUUGGCACUGCAGCAGUGGUUCCUCCAGGCUCCAAGGUCCCCGCGGGAGGAGAGGUCCCCGCGGGAGGAGAGGUCCCCGCAGGAGGAGACGCCAGAGGGUACCACCGACGCUCCCGCGGCUGACGCGCCGCCCUCGGAGCUCGUCCCCGGAUCCCCGUGCGUGGCGAACGCCUCGGCGAACGCCACGGCCGACUUCGAGCAGCUGCCUGCACGCAUCCAGGACUUCCUGCGGUACCGCCACUGCCGCCACUUCCCGCUGCUUUGGGAUGCACCGGCCAAGUGCGCCGGGGGCCGAGGCGUGUUCCUGCUCCUGGCCGUGAAGUCGGCGCCUGCGCACUACGAGCGACGCGAGCUCAUCCGGCGCACGUGGGGGCAGGAGCACAGCUACAGCGGGCGGCCAGUGCGCCGCCUCUUCCUAUUGGGCACCCCGGGCCCCGAGGACGAGGAGCGCGUGGAGCGGCUGGCGGAGCUGGUGGCGCUGGAGGCGCGCGAGCACGGCGACGUGCUGCAGUGGGCCUUCGCGGACACCUUCCUCAACCUCACGCUCAAGCACCUGCACCUGCUCGACUGGCUGGCUGCGCGCUGCCCGCACGCGCGCUUUCUGCUCAGCGGCGACGACGACGUGUUCGUGCACACCGCCAACGUAGUCCGCUUCCUGCAGGCGCAGCCACCCGGCCGCCACCUGUUCUCCGGCCAGCUCAUGGAGGGCUCCGUGCCCAUCCGUGACAGCUGGAGCAAGUACUUCGUGCCGCCGCAGCUCUUCCCCGGGUCCGCUUACCCGGUAUACUGCAGCGGCGGCGGCUUCCUCCUGUCCGGCCCUACUGCCCGGGCCCUGCGCGCGGCCGCCCGCCACACCCCGCUCUUUCCCAUCGACGACGCCUACAUGGGCAUGUGUCUGGAGCGCGCCGGCCUGGCGCCCAGCGGCCACGAGGGCAUCCGGCCCUACGGCGUGCAGCUGCCUGGCGCGCGGCAGUCCUCCUUCGACCCCUGCAUGUACCGCGAGUUGCUGCUGGUGCACCGCUUCGCGCCCUACGAGAUGCUGCUCAUGUGGAAGGCGCUGCACAGCCCCGCGCUCAGCUGUGACCGGGGACACCGGGUCUCCUGAGGCCAGUUGGGCGGCUUCAGCCCCGGGCCUCCACCCAUGACGGUGUCCGUGCUGAGAAGGCAGGCAGCUUUCCCGCUCUGGGUACCUUACGUCCUGCCCAGCUCUGUGCACCUGAACCCCAGCUGCGCACUGAAAUCAGCUGGGGUGGGGGGUGUGGAAAAUGCCUACAGCCUGGCUCCAUCUCCCGAAGUUUCGAUUUGAUUAGUCUGGGGUGGACCCAGACGUGUUAAGUAUUUUUUAAGUUCCUCCAGUGAUGCGAAUGGGCAGCUAGGCCUGGGGACCACUCGGCUAGACUAUCUGUUCAUCCUCGCAAACCCAGCUCCACCGCCCUCUCUGCAAGACUUCCUGGCACCUAGCUCCCACACUCGGGUCCUCGUGAGCAGUGGAGCAAGGGAGACCUGGGAGCGUGGGAGCCAGGAUCAGCGUCCCCUGCCAUGUGCCUACAAAUGUCAGUUGUGAUUUCCACUGUUUACAAGUGAGUGGAGCUGGAGCUGGGCUGACAGUGUCAGGUGGAUCCCGCUUCCCCCUCCCCCAAGAAGUAAGCCAGCACGCAAUUGAGACGCAUGUGGUGGCCUUCUUCCCACGGUAUACACCGUGAGGUAGAAAUCUUCACCGUGCAAAGUGGAAACCAGAGGCCCGGUCAGACAUUGACUAAUCCAGGGCCAUGGCAUUCCCAGACAGCACACCACUGUGGUCCCCUCCACACUCACCCCAACCAAAGCUAAUGGCCUGGUUGGGUCCUGCCCGCCAAUACUCACCCCCACGGGUCAGAGACAGGCUCCUUGCCGGGGUCUGGGCCUCAGGGUCAGUGGGCCUUGGGCAACCCAGCAGGGAGUUCCGGGGAGUCCGAAGUAGAGAAACGCUGGUGGGAACAUGGAGGCCAGUGUUGGGGAGCCUGUGGAGGCAGGUGUGUAGAAUUGUGUUCGGGAGGUGGGGGAUCUGAGACCGAAGUGGACAGUGGUUAAGAUUGUGGGGCCGGGCGAGGUGGCUCACGCCUGUAAUCUCAGCACUUUGGGAGGCCGAGGAGGGCGGAUCACGAGGUCAAGAGUUCGAGACCAGCCUGGCCAAUAUGGUGAAACCUCUUGUCUAUUAGGAAUACAAAAAAUUAGCCGGCCAUAGUGGCUCGUGCCUGUAAUCUCAGCUAUUUGGGAGGCUGAGGCAGGAGAAUCGCUUGAACCUGGGAGGCAGAGGUUGCAGUGAGCCGAGAUCGUGCCACUGCACUCCAGCCUGGGCGACACAGAAAGAUUCCAUCUCAAAAAAAAAAAAAAAA
Symphalangus syndactylus (siamang) is the source of this 2524-nucleotide messenger RNA. RefSeq names its product UDP-GlcNAc:betaGal beta-1,3-N-acetylglucosaminyltransferase 6 (gene B3GNT6). The record is from RefSeq and is a predicted model, not a curated record. Lineage: Eukaryota; Metazoa; Chordata; Mammalia; Primates; Hylobatidae. Gene Ontology annotation, biological process: poly-N-acetyllactosamine biosynthetic process; protein O-linked glycosylation. Gene Ontology annotation, cellular component: Golgi membrane. Gene Ontology annotation, molecular function: UDP-glycosyltransferase activity; galactosyltransferase activity.